CUCUCUUCUUCUUAUUAAUUUCCUUCUAUUUAUUUGAUUCUCUACCAAGUUGCCAUGUUCUUUGUCAGAACCUCUUAAACCAAAACUCAUAUCAACGUAGGUAAUUCUGACACACAAGUUUGGCGCUUUAAACAAACAUUUUCAAGUCCAAGGUAGUGCACAUGGGAAGACACUCUUGCUGUUACAAGCAGAAGCUUCGGAAAGGACUCUGGUCUCCAGAUGAAGAUGAAAAGCUUUUGAAUUACAUCACACAACAUGGCCAUGGUUGUUGGAGUUCAGUUCCAAAGCUAGCUGGUUUGCAGAGGUGUGGGAAGAGUUGCAGAUUGAGGUGGAUAAAUUACCUUAGACCGGAUUUGAAGAGGGGAGCAUUCUCACAGCAGGAAGAGGAUUCAAUAAUUGAACUUCAUGCAGUACUUGGCAACAGGUGGUCUCAGAUUGCAGCUCAGUUACCAGGAAGAACUGACAAUGAGAUAAAGAAUUUAUGGAAUUCCAGUCUGAAGAAGAAACUGAGGCAAAGAGGCAUUGACCCAAACACCCACCAACCACUCUGUGAGGUUGAGAUCAUCAAGGACAAAGAUUACAAGGAACCCACACCUGACAACAAAACCAUUCAUAAAGCCUCAGUGGGCUCCAAUCAUGAAAUGAUUAAUAGUCUCAUUGAUCCACCAAAACAAAAGGCAACAACUUCUAUCUCCAUAGAGAGAUACCACCCUCUUCAAAUGUCUUCAACCUCCAACAACAUCAUCAACAAUAACACCACCAGCACUCAGGAAUUAUUCCAAGACAAGUUUGGUACUACUUGUCAUGAUCAGGGAUAUUUCUCUUUCUAUGGAUCACCAAACAUGGGAAACAUUCCUUCAUCAUUUUGCUUCAUCCCAGGUUCUUCCACUUCAGACCUCAAUAAUUCUAGUACUAUAAACUUUUCCAUGCUCAACUCUGUGUCAACCUCAAUUUUGCCAAAACAUGUCAAGUCAAAUAACCCUUCCAUAUCCUCUGAUAGCAGCAGCAUAACCCAAUUGCAGAACAGCACUAACUUCUAUGAUGCUCAAUCUCAUCAUCAUGUACCUUUACAAGCAGAAUUGCAGCAAGAAGGAAUUAAAUGGUCUGAAUAUCUCAACACCCCUUUAUUUCUGGGAAAUGCAGCAGUCAAGAAUCAGAGUACCACCACCACCACCACCACUCAAUCUAUCUACAGUAGUGAUGAGGUUAUUAAACCUGCAGAACCAUCAGGGUUCAUCACAGAUGAAUCUAGCACUACUUGGCAUCAGCAUCAUUUUCAACCUUUGGACUUAUAUACCAAAGAUAUGCAGAGAUUCUCGGUUGCAUUUGGACAAACACUUUAGCCUCAUGCUGCACUCAACAUGUGGAAUGAAAAGUUUGAACCACAUAGAAAUAUCCCAACAUUUUCCAACGUGAAUAGGUCAGAAAUUUGUCGUGAGUUCUGACCCGAGGUGUGCACUUGAUGUAAUUUUUUUUUUUUUACUUUUUCUGAGUCCAUCAAUUAUUCAAAAAUUCAAUACUCCCUGAGUGUGUUACAGUCAAAACCGUUGAUAGGAAAAUGUUUUCACAUACUCUGGGUUUAGAAAAGGAGAGAACGGAAGCGAAUUAAUAUCAA
Lotus japonicus is the source of this 1615-nucleotide messenger RNA. RefSeq names its product transcription factor MYB61-like. Gene Ontology annotation, biological process: regulation of stomatal movement. Lineage: Eukaryota; Viridiplantae; Streptophyta; Magnoliopsida; Fabales; Fabaceae. The record is from RefSeq and is a predicted model, not a curated record. The transcript has 3 exons. The coding region runs from base 162 to 1343 and encodes 393 amino acids.